Molecule: messenger RNA, 3684 nt
Organism: Leptidea sinapis
Lineage: Eukaryota; Metazoa; Arthropoda; Insecta; Lepidoptera; Pieridae
Product: histone-lysine N-methyltransferase 2D-like
Exons: 22
Coding region: 88-3684 (1198 amino acids)
Biological process (GO): positive regulation of transcription by RNA polymerase II
Cellular component (GO): MLL3/4 complex
Molecular function (GO): transcription coactivator activity; histone H3K4 methyltransferase activity; histone binding
Source: RefSeq, a predicted model, not a curated record
UGCCGCCGCUGUCUGGUGUGCGGCACGCGGGACACGCCGCUCUGGUGCGACAACUAUACGGAGUGCGCCCCGUGCGCGUCCCUGGUGAUGUGCUGCGUGUGCUCGGAGCCGUACUCGGACGGCGAGCUCAUCAUCCAGUGCGUGCCCUGCUCGCGCUGGCUGCACGCCGCCUGCGACUGUAUCCGCAGCGAGGCCGACGCCGACAUCUGCAGCUCCCAGGGAUACAAGUGCGUCCUGUGCCGCGGCCGGGACGUGCCGCCGCCGCACCUGGCCCGCGCUGUGGAGCCGGCGCCCGCGCCCGCGGCUGCCAAGUCCUCGGCCGGCCGGAUCACCGCGCUGGCUCUGGGGCUGGCGGGCGAGUACUACGUGGACGACGUGUGUCUGUCGCAGCGCGGAGCUCACCACAUGAAGCAGCUCGAGGCCGACCUGGGCAUAACACACACGCGCCGCAAGAGGCGCUUCAAACACGACACCGCCGAGAAGGACGCCGAAAUAAUGGCAUCUAUUGAAACAGUGGUGCAGAACACUGAAGAGGCGGGCGAAGACGGGAAGCCGGACGCGACCGAAGUGAAGGAGGAACCGGGUAUAUCAGCCAACACGAACCUGAAGGAAGGCAUCCUGUGGAACGUGGCCAACGACGGGCCGGUGCCAGAAGGGUUCACCAUCUACACGACGGACUCCGGACUCACCGUGCUGCGUCGCAAGCGGCAGCGGAAUCUCAACAAACUGGGCAUCGGGGGCUUCGUGGUGCGCCAGCGGCAGGCCGCCGUGCGCGCGCAGCCCGACGACGACAAGGAGGGCGACGGCACGCACAACUCGGCCGAGUCACCCGGCAACAAGCGGAAGCCGCGUCGCAAGCCACGCUCCAAGCUGAUGGAGCAGUUUCCCUCCUACAUGCAGGAAGCAUUCUUUGGCAAGGACUUGCUGGAGCCUAAACCAACAGCAGCCUGCGAAAACGGGACGGAUAUGGGGUUGCGUUCGCCGGAGCUCGGAGACUCGGAAUCGGAUGGGGAGGAUGUGCUCGCGGCGAUAUCGCUUGCUCUGUCCCCCACACCGGCGCUUUCGCUUUACGACACGAGAGAUGCUGCCACCUUCAUAUCUUUAACGCAGGACGAAGUGGAUAUGCUGCAUUCGCUGAAACCGAAAGAAGAGAAAGAGGAACCCUGUGCGGGUGCCGACGUCAAGAUAAAGAGUGAGUACGAGGAGGGGCAGCUAAAGCACACGGAAGACUCGGCGGCGCUCCGCAACGCGAUCCUCGGACCGCACGACGAGCAGGCGCCCGCGCACGGUCCCGCACACAAGAGCGAGCCUGCCACGGGAAUGACGGAAAGCUGCGCAAGGUCACAAGAGAGUAUAACGGCUAAGGAGGAACUGUCUCUGCUGGGCGUAAACUUCGACGCGAUGGUGCGGGACUCGCUGCCAGACAUGGACAGCAACGAUGUAGACGAGAUCUUCAAGGGAGUGCUAACUGAUGACUCGCAGGAGUCCCAAGAGUCGUCGGUAUCAUUCGUGAACUCGAUGUCCGGAACACCAUACUCUCAGCAACGUCAGCAACUGCAGAGCCCUAUGGAAUAUGCAUCACCGUAUCACCACACGGAUUUUGGUAGCAGCACACCAUGUCCCAGCGGCAGUAGCGCACUCAGCCCGCUGUACAGCGAGGGCGGGGCCGGCGCCGCGGCCACGACCGUCUGGAGCGAGCACAGCGCGCCCGCGCCCUCCUACAACCAGCGCAGUGCGGACAAGAUGCGCGCCGACGAGAGUCUAGGGUCGGCCGCAACAAUAUCUGCCGUAUUAUACGCUAACUCGAAUCAUCCGGAAUGGAAGAGCGAAUUUCCGAACUGGGUGGAUCGCUGCAAGCAGAUCCUAAAGAAGUGGCGAGCGCUGCCGUCCGAACAGAAGGCGCCGUACCUGCAGAAGGCGCGCGACAAUCGCAGCGCGAUCCGGAUGAAGAAAGCGCAGCAGGACCAGGAGCGUGCUUGCAAUCAGCAGCGCAGCGCCCGCGAGGCCGAGCAGGAGCGGCAGUGGAAGCAGCUGCAGCAGAUGCGGCAGCAGCAGACACAGCAGCAGCAGCAGAUCAUACACGACCAGCGGAUACAAGCGGCGAUGCAGCGCUUGCGUACAGCUGACGGCAGCCCCCCUCCUGUCGUGCCGGCGGGGGGCGUGGCCUCGCUGGAGGGCGGCGCCGGUGAGGCCCCCCGCAGCGCGUUCCCCGCGCAACGCUUCCCGCUGCACUACGCGGCCGCCGACGAAAAUAUCAACCGGCAACUGAGGGACCUGCUGCAGCGCCAUCCGGAGAAGAUGUGGCCGCCGCAGGGAACGAGCGAGGACAACAGCAGUGUGGGAGGCAACAUAGGUAUGGAGGGGCAGUCGUUCCGUUUGCCUUUGCCUGUUAAUGUGCGGCCGCGUCUGCCCGUGCCAGCACAACAUAGACCCGAGCAUCAAAUGCUGAUGCAACAGCGUAUGAUGACGUCGGAGGGCCAGCAGCAACAGAACAUAGCUAACAUCCUCAAUCAGCACAACAUGGAACAGAAACAAGCAAUGCAGGCACAGGGUAAUGUGUCAAGCAAUGAGACUAAGCAAGAGGGCAACACUGAUCAGGGUUCAGAUGAGAUGGACAUUGGUGACAUGGACAAACUGGAGCAGGAUUCUGGAAAUAUUGGAGAGGUGGACAUCUUGACGGGUUUGGGCGCGGAAGAUGAUGAGCAGCUGCUGGAGUCGCUGACGGCCGAGAUCGGGGAGCAGUUUAACAUACUGGAGUACGCGGAUCCGGAGCUGGGUGCGUUACACGCAGCCGACCACCUACUAGACUCGCUCGACCUAACCGACGAACACGCGCAAAUGCACGCACAUGCGCAGGCACACGCGCACUCAGCGCAACACCAUACCACCUCCGCCGGCCACAGCUUUCGUUUUAGGGAUCAAACAGAGAACAAGUUGGACAAUAAAUUUGACAGCGACUUACGCAACGCCGUGAAACUAGUCGAGACGCCGAAGUGUGAGAUAAAGUCGGAGUUGGUUGAAGUGAAGUCGGAGACUGUAGAGAUGAAGACGGAGAUGACGAGUGCGCAGUCCACGGGACAGAUGUACCAAGAUAGCAUGCAGAGAGUCAUCACACAGACCCAGCAGAUUUCCAUGCAGUCCACCAUGCAGGGUAUCAAAGCCGAAAUAAAGCCGGAAUUGGACGACAACAAGCCGGAAGGAGAUUGGCAGAGGCCAGUGUUCUCGCAGAUGUUUGGUAUUCAGCAACAACAACAACAACAACAACAGCAGCAGCAGCAACAACAGCAGCAGCAGCAACAACAGCAGCAGCAGCAACAACAGCAGCAGCAGCAACAACAACAACAAGGUGCCGUACGGGCGCAAAGUCAAUCGCAGCUGCAGUUUGCCUCCACGCAUCCUUCGCACCACAACAUGCACUACGCCCAGAACAAGGCCCUCGGCAGCGCGGCCAGCAUCGUGAGCGCCAUGACGGCGCAGGUGCAGGCGGCGCUGGCGGCCGGGCGCGCCAUCGCGCCGGGCACGCGCCUGCUGGGCGCCGACGGGGCCGUGGGCGUGGUGCGACACGACCGCUCCGUGGCGCUGGCCGCGCUGCCGCACGCGGGUGGGUGUUACUCGACGGGCAAUGGAGACGCCUAUGCCCACUUGACAAUUAGAGAUAAGUUACAGGGUAGAUGUUGGAAGUAG